Molecule: messenger RNA, 2226 nt
Organism: Nyctereutes procyonoides (raccoon dog)
Lineage: Eukaryota; Metazoa; Chordata; Mammalia; Carnivora; Canidae
Gene: PADI6
Product: peptidyl arginine deiminase 6
Exons: 16
Coding region: 19-2094 (691 amino acids)
Cellular component (GO): cytoplasm
Molecular function (GO): calcium ion binding; protein-arginine deiminase activity
Source: RefSeq, a predicted model, not a curated record
GGCUUGGAGAGCCGUGCCAUGUCUUUCCAGAGCAUCAUCCACCUGUCCCUGGACAGCCCUGUCUGUGCCCUGUGUGUGCUGGGCAUGGAAAUCUGCUUGGAUGUCCAUGGGUGCGCCCCGGAGAAGUGCGAGGCGUUUACCAUCAGCGGCUCCCCGGGGGUCUCGGUUGACCUCCACGGCACGCUCCCAGGGCCAGGCCGGGAGGGGACGACUGUGACCCGGUGGCCUCUGUCAAAUCCCACGGACGUGCUGGUGAAGAUGACCUGCCCCAGCUCCGCCAACGACGGGGACCAGGUUCUGGUCUCCUACUAUCUGCCCGAUGAGGACGCCCCCGUGGCCACGGCCGUGCUCCGCCUCACCGGGAUUGUGGUCUCCCUGGACGUGGACAUCUACCGCAGUGGGCAGGUGGAGAUAGCGAGUGACAAGCAGGCCAAGAAAAACUGGGUCUGGGGUCCUAGCGGUUGGGGUGCCAUCCUGCUUGUGAACUGCAGCCCUACUGACAAGGGCCAGAUCAUAGACCAGAAGACCACCAAGGUGUUCUUUCCAGAGGAAAUAAAGAGCCUGUCCCAGAUGACCCUGAACGUUCAAGGGCCCGGCGCCACUUUAAAGAAAUACCGGCUGGUUCUCCACACCUCCGAGGAAGAGGCGAGGAAGGCCCGAGUCUAUCGGCCCCAAAGAGACAGCUCAAGCACCUUUGAGGUGCUGCUGGGGCCCGGCCAGUGCACCUACACGUUCACCCCCCUGGAGAACAACCUGAAGGAAACCUUCUACGUGGAAGCCAUCGAGUUCCCGUCUGCCGACUUCUCGGGCCUGAUCUCCUACUCCGUCUCCCUGGUGGAAGAACCUCAGGACCCGUCCAUUCCAGAGACCCUGGUGUACAAAGACACGGUAGUGUUUCGGGUGGCCCCCUGCGUCUUUAUUCCCAGCACCCAGAUGCCUCUGGAGGUCUACCUGUGCAGAGAGCUGCAGGUCCAGGGUUUUGUGAACACGGUGAUGGAGCUGAGCGAGAAGAGUAACAGCCAGGUGGCAUCUGUCUAUGAGGACCCCAACCGCCUGGGCAGGUGGCUCCAGGACGAGAUGGCCUUCUGUUACACCCAGGCGCCCCACAAGACGCUCUCCUUGGUCCUGGACACCCCUCGGGUCCUCACGCUGGAAGACUUCCCCAUGAAAUACUCACUGAGCCCCGGGGUUGGCUACGUGAUCCAGUGCACCAAGGACCACAGGGUGGCCAGCAUGGAUUCCAUUGGGAACCUGAUGGUGUCCCCACCUGUCAAGGUGGAAGGGAAAGAGUACCCCCUAGGCAGGAUCCUCAUUGGCAGCUGCUUUUACCCCAGCAAGGAGGGCAGAGACAUGAGCAAGGCCCUCCGGGACUUCCUCUACGCCCAGCGAGUCCAGGCCCCGGUGGAGCUCUUCUCGGACUGGCUGAUGGUGGGCCACAUGGAUGAGUUCAUGUGCUUCAUCCCCACACAGGACAAGAGUGAGGGUGAAAAGGGCUUCCGGCUGCUACUGGCCAGCCCCAGCUCCUGCUACAGACUGUUCGAGGAGAAACAGAAGGAGGGCUAUGGGGACAUGGCUCUGUUUGAAGAGGUCCGGGAGGACCAGCUCCUUUCUAACGGGCGGGAGGCCAACACCAUCAAUCAGCUUCUGGCUGACGAAAACAUGAGAAAGCAGAACAACUACGUAGAGAAGUGCAUCAACCUGAACCGCGACAUCCUGAAGAAGGAGCUGGGCCUGGUUGAGAGGGACAUCAUCGACAUCCCGCAGCUCUUCUGCCUGGAGCAGCUGACCAACGUGCCCUCCAGCGAGCAGACCGGCAAGUUCUUCGCGAGGCCCUACUUCCCUGACCUGCUGCAGAUGAUUGUGAUGGGCAAGAAUCUGGGCAUCCCCAAGCCUUUUGGGCCCCAGAUCAAGGGUACCUGCUGCCUGGAAGAAAAAAUCUGCCAGUUGCUCGAGCCCCUGGGCUUCAAGUGCACCUUCAUCGAUGACUUUGACUGCUACCUGACCGAAAUCGGGGAUUUCUGUGCCUGUGCCAACAUCCGCCGGGUGCCCUUUGCCUUCAAAUGGUGGAGGAUGGUGCCCGAGCCCCAGGCCUAGUGCCGCCAGUCCUGGCCCGGCGCGAGCGGCCCACUGAUCGCCACUCCGCAGCAUUCGGGUUCCCUGCCUCACCCUGUGUACCUGUCCCUGUGUCCUGAGGGUGGCAAAUGCUGCCCGUGGGAACCUCCUCAA